CCUCCACGUUCAUAUCAUAUCAUCCCUCUCUUAUUUAACUCUCAAACACUCUCUAAACCGCUUUUUCUCUCUUUACAAAAUUCACAAAACAAAACCACUUUCACUUCACUUCACACCCAUAAACCCUUCAAAACCCUAGAAUCUCCAUAGAUCCUAUCGAAUUCCCUUCUCCAGGUUUCAUCCAAUACCCACAAAAAAAGUUCCGAUUUUGCUUUCUGGGUCGAGUUCCAAUCGCGGUUAGGAAUGUUGGGUACUGGUGGGUUGAACUUCGCCGCCGCGCGUGGUCGUGGAGAGGAUCGGUUCUAUAAUCCGGUCAAAGCUCGCCGCUCACUUCAAAGCAUGGAGAAUGACAAGCUGCGCAGAGUCAACAGCGAUGUCACGCCGACUCGCUCGCCGCCGGCUGGUGACAAAUCGGUGGAUUCUGCUAAUGGGUCUGCGCCGCCGCCGCCGGUGAAGCGGUUGAGUAAUUUGGAGCAGUUUUUGCAGGCGAUCACGCCAUCAGUGCCUGCUCAGUAUCUCCCCAAGGGAUCGGAGAAUGGAGAGGAGGUAGAUACACAUAAAGAUAAUAUUAAAAUGGAUACAAAUCUUCAAUCAAAAAGGACCACAAGAGGCAUAAGGAGCGAUGUGGAGUUUCAGCCUUACUUUGUUCUUGGUGAUUUGUGGGAAUCUUUCAGGGAGUGGAGUGCAUAUGGAGCUGGAGUGCCCCUUGUAUUUAAUGACAAUGAUAGUGUUGUUCAGUAUUAUGUUCCCUUUCUUUCUGGAAUUCAAAUUUAUGCCCAGAAUGAGAAUGGGAAUGCAUCUGUGAAGUCAAGGCAACUAGGACAGGACAGUGACAGUGAUUUCAGAGACUCAAGUAGUGAAGGUAGCAGUGAUUGUGAACCUGAAAGAGGAUUGAAAUAUUCAAGGGAACAAAGGAUUGGUCCCCAUCUCUCAGAUGAAGUACCUCAUCGGAUGGGUAGAUUGUCUUUGAGAGAUCACCAUAUACCCCCACAAGAUGGCUUUUCUAGUGACGAAGGUGAACCUGUCAAAUCUCAGGGCUACUUGCUUUUUGAGUAUCUUGAACGGGACCCUCCUUACAGCCGAGAGCCUUUGGCUGAUAAGAUAGCGGACCUUGCUUUGCGUUUCCCUGAACUGGCGACACUUAGAAGCUGUGAUAUACAAUCAUCAAGUUGGAUAUCUGUGGCAUGGUAUCCAAUUUACAGGAUACCAACAGGUCCAACAUUAAAAGAUCUGGAUGCUUGCUUUCUGACAUACCAUUCUCUUUAUACACCUGUGGGAGGUUCACAAAAGGUGCAGGCUCCCAUACCAUCAUCAAAUCCUACUGAGAGUAUCCCUAAAAUGCCUUUGCCUGCUUUUGGUCUUGCUUCAUACAAGUUCAAAGGACCUCUAUGGACUCCCAAUGGUGGAUACGAGCGCCAAUUAGCCAGCUCUCUUUUACAGGCUGCUGAAAACUGGUUAAGACCGCUUCAGGUCAGCCACCCAGAUUUCCAGUUUUUCAGCCGUUGAUGAUGUUAAGGUGCCUGUAACUAUUUGCCGAUACAUCCUUUGACCCAUUUCAGACAUGUUAGACAUAUGAUGAAGGUAUAUCCUUUGACUGAUGGAAAAAGAUACAAGGAAACAAAUGAUAAAGGUCUUUUGCAGUUUCCUGCAUCGUUCCCUUCUGUAACAAGUGAAAGAAUUCGAUAGUAAAGCAGCGAAGCUCUAAUGCGGCAGUGUUAAGGCUACUUUCACAGCAGAUGUGCAGAUUAAUGAGCAGCUUCACAAGUGCUAGCUGAUAUCUGUCAUGAGUUUGUUGUGUUUGCUAACAUCAAUGAGCCGAACAUCUGUUGUUUCUUGCCGCUUCCCAACUGUUAUUUAUGUUGGUAUGGUUUUGUUAAAGUGAACAGGAUGCAUUUUUCUGUCCUGAUAGGAGCUUAUUUUGUUGGGGAAUUUUACUGGAUAUGGUGUCCGCUGUACUCUUUGCUUGAAUUUCCCCACCUCUUUAUUUGAAUUCUGAUACUUAGGUUUCUUAGCUGCAUUACCUGUAGAACUCUUUUCUGAUGAGUUUCGAUACCAAUGAUUAGGGUGAAAUUUUUGCGACUUUUA
Messenger RNA from Lotus japonicus, 2085 nucleotides. RefSeq lists its product as uncharacterized. The transcript is spliced from 7 exons. The coding region runs from base 244 to 1506 and encodes 420 amino acids. Lineage: Eukaryota; Viridiplantae; Streptophyta; Magnoliopsida; Fabales; Fabaceae. The record is from RefSeq and is a predicted model, not a curated record.